Saitoella complicata NRRL Y-17804 is the source of this 3024-nucleotide messenger RNA. RefSeq lists its product as uncharacterized. The transcript has 3 exons. Gene Ontology annotation, molecular function: Glc3Man9GlcNAc2 oligosaccharide glucosidase activity. Gene Ontology annotation, biological process: oligosaccharide metabolic process; protein N-linked glycosylation. Bases 1 to 3024 code for a protein of 1007 amino acids. Gene Ontology annotation, cellular component: endoplasmic reticulum membrane. Lineage: Eukaryota; Fungi; Ascomycota; Saitoellomycetes; Saitoellales; Saitoellaceae. The record is from RefSeq and is a predicted model, not a curated record.
AUGCCGAUGCAUAUGGGCCAUCACUAUCAGACGGUGGAGGAGAUGAGGUUGGCGGAGGAUAGGCAUAAGAAGAAGUACUGGCGCCGUUGGGGUCCUUACCUCUCUGAACGUCAAUGGUCGACCGUCCGCGAGGACUACUCCGGCAACGGCGACGCCUGGUCGCACUUCCCCCACUCUCAUGCCCGUAUGCGAGCGUUCCGGUGGGGUGAGGAUGGAUUGGGUGGGAUUAGUGACAAUCAUGCGUUGAUGUGUAUGAGUUUUGCGUUCUGGAAUGAGAAGGAUGAGAUUUUGAAGGAGAGGGCGUUCGGGUUGACGGGGCAUCAGGGAAAUCAUGGAGAGGAUGUCAAGGAAAUCUACUUCUACCUCGACUCUACCCCCACCCACUCCUACAUGAAAUACCUCUACAAAUACCCCCAAACCGCCUUCCCCUACGACAAACUCGUCGCCGAAAACGCCGCCCGCGACCGUAACGCCCAAGAAUACGAAAUUACCGACACCAAAAUCUUCGACGAAAACCGAUACUGGGACAUCUUUAUCGAGUACGCCAAGGACGAGGAGAAUGAGGACGAGUACUACAUUCGGAUUGCGGCGUAUAACCGGGGUCCGGACAAGGCGAACUUGCAUAUUAUUCCGCAGAUGUUUUUCAGGAAUACUUGGGCGUGGGGGGUUGAGCCUGAGGAGAAGAAGCCGGGGAUGAAGGGGGAGGGGGAGAAGGUUGUGCAUGCUAAGCAUCAUAAGUUGGGGGAUCGAUACAUGCAGGUCUCGUCUUCGCCGGGUGUUAGUGAGGAUGCGCCCAUCGUUGAGCCGACAUUGUUGUUCACGGACAAUGACUCGAACUACAAGAACCUUGGUUGGGGCGAGAAUAAGACCAAGUACUGCAAGGACGCCUUCCAUGAGUUUAUCGUGGAUAAGAAGGAGGAUGUCGUUAACCCCGAUAAGGAAGGUACCAAGGCUGCUGCUUGGUUUGAUUUCCAGGAUGUCCCGAGUGGUGAGUGUGUCGUCGUUCGUCUCAAGUUCUCCAACAGGGUCGAGGAGGGCGACAUCGACGAGGAGGCAUUCGAUAAUGUCAUUGAGUCUCGCUUGGCUGAGGCUGAUGACUUUUAUUGGAGGAUUAGUCCUAUGCCCAUGGCUGACGAUUUGCGCAAUAUCCAGCGUCAGGCAUUGGGUGGUAUGAUGUGGAACAAGCAGUACUACGGCUUUAUCUGGGAUCAGUGGGCGAAUGGAGACCCCACUCAGCCGCCGCCGCCCGAGGAGAGGAAACAUGUCCGCAACCAGGCGUGGAAGCAUUUGUAUAUCGACGAUGUCUUGUCGAUGCCUGAUAAGUGGGAGUACCCAUUCUUUGCUGCCUGGGAUACCGCGUUCCAUUGUAUCCCCCUCGCCAUGAUCGAUCCCGAUUUUGCGAAGAAACAGUUAGAUUUGUUGACGAGGGAGUGGUAUAUGCAUCCCUCUGGCCAAGUCCCCGCCUACGAAUGGAAUUUCUCGGAUGUGAAUCCCCCUGUGCAUGCCUGGGCUACUUUCCGUACGUUCAAGAUCGAGAGGAAGAUGUAUGGACGUGAGGAUCUGGAUUUCUUGGAGAGGAUGUUCCAGAAGUUGUUGUUGAACUUUACGUGGUGGGUUAACCGUAAAGACGAGGGUGGACACAACAUCUUCGAGGGUGGAUUCUUGGGUCUCGACAAUAUCGGACUCUUUAACCGUUCCGAGCCGUUGCCUACUGGUGGUAGGUUGAUGCAGGCUGAUGGAACGAGUUGGAUGGCGUUUUAUUGUUUGAGUAUGCUCAAUAUCGCGCUCGAAUUGGCGAAGCAUAGGAGGACUUAUGAGGAUAUCGCGUCCAAGUUCUUCGAGCAUUUCUUGCUCAUUUCGGAUGCGAUGACGUUUAAGUCCACGGACGGUGAUACCCCGUUGUGGAAUGAUGAGGAUGGGUUCUAUUAUGAUGCCAUCUCGUGGGGAGGACCGUGGCAGCAGCAGUUGCCCGUGAGAAGUUUGGUGGGGUUGAUGCCGUUGUAUGCGGUUUUGACUUUGGAGCCGGAGGUCAUCGAUAAAUUUCCUAGCUUCAAGAAGCGGUUGGAGUGGUUUAUGGAGAAUAGGAGUGAUGUCGCGAACCGGAAUAUUGCAUCCAUGAAGAAGCGUGGAAAGGGUGACCGUAUGCUUCUCGCUCUCGUCGACAAAGACCGUUUGGUCAAGAUUUUGGAAAGGAUGUUGGAUGAGGAUGAGUUCUUGAGUGAUUAUGGCAUUCGGUCGUUGUCGAAGUAUCAUAAGGAUCAUCCGUACUCCAUGGUCGUUAAUGGGGAGACGUUUAAGGUUGAUUACGUACCUGGUGACUCGAACUCUGGUCUCUUUGGUGGUAACUCGAAUUGGCGUGGACCUAUUUGGCUCGCGACGACGUUUUUGUUGAUUGAGUCCUUGCAGAGGUUUUACAUGUACUAUGGUGAUACCUUGAAGGUCGAGUGUCCUAAGGGCUCGGGCGAGUUCAUGCAUCUUGGACAUGUUGCCGAGGAGAUCCAGCAUCGUAUCCAGCAUAUCUUCGCAAAGGACGAUGAGGGCCGUCGUGCGUGUAACGCUGGUAACGAGAUGAAGGACUUUGACCCUUACUGGAGCGAGUUGGUUCCCUUCCACGAGUACUUCGAAGCCGACACGGGACGCGGGUUGGGUGCUGAGCACCAAUGUGGCUGGACCGGACUCGUCGCAAAAUUAAUCCACGACACCGGGAUGUCCUGUCGUCUUCCCAAGACACCGCGUACUCCCUCCACCGCCGCCGCGCACUACUUUGACGAAGUCUGGGGCAAGGCGAAGAGGCCUAUGCACUCCCGUCGUGGCACGGGCCGCAGUAUUGGGAAUCGAAGUGAUAUUGGGGAUGGGGAUGAGACGGAUGGUGAUGAUGCUGUGAGCGUCAAGACGAAUGUUGGGGCGGAUGAGGAGAGGGAUAGUGAUCAUGUUAUGGAGCAGGUUACGAGUCAGCUAGGGAAGUUGGAGGCGGAUGGGACGAUUGUUGAUGAUGAUGAGUAUGAGGCUGGGCUUGACCUGUGA